Fonsecaea nubica is the source of this 1455-nucleotide messenger RNA. RefSeq lists its product as hypothetical. Gene Ontology annotation, molecular function: alpha-1,4-mannosyltransferase activity; GPI mannosyltransferase activity. The transcript has a single exon. The record is from RefSeq and is a predicted model, not a curated record. Gene Ontology annotation, cellular component: glycosylphosphatidylinositol-mannosyltransferase I complex; membrane. Gene Ontology annotation, biological process: GPI anchor biosynthetic process. Lineage: Eukaryota; Fungi; Ascomycota; Eurotiomycetes; Chaetothyriales; Herpotrichiellaceae. The coding region runs from base 1 to 1455 and encodes 484 amino acids.
AUGGCUUCACUCUUCCACUCCCUCCUCUCAUCGCGGACUGCCGUCUUCACCUCAGCCUUCCUCCUUCGGGCCGCCCUGCUCAUCUACGGCAUAUACCAGGACUCGGUUUCUGCCCUGAAAUAUACGGACAUUGACUAUUACGUCUUCACGGACGCCGCCCGCGCUGUGUCGAGGCAUGCGUCUCCAUACGAUCGCGCCACAUACCGAUACACACCCCUUCUAGCAUGGAUUCUGCUACCCACCAGCUGGGGAGGAUUGUGGUUCCACUUCGGCAAGGCGCUGUUUGCCUCGUCUGAUCUCAUCGCAGGAUGGCUCAUUCUCCGCCUUUUGAAGAGGCAAGGCCUGGAAGAGCAACGGGCUCUGAAAUAUGCGGCGGUGUGGCUCCUGAACCCGAUGGUCGCGAACAUCAGUACACGCGGAAGCAGUGAAGGCCUCCUCUGCGUUCUGGUCAUGGCUCUGCUCUGGGCCUUUGAGACCAACAAAACCAUUCUGUCAGGACUACUGCUGGGAACGUGUGUUCACUUCAAAAUAUACCCUUUCAUUUACGGAGCGAGCAUGCUGUGGGCGCUGGAAACCCCUUCCAGUCCGUCCGCAACCAAUAUAUUGCAGGUCGUUUUGCAAUUCGUCAACAGGAGCCGCAUUGUGCUGCUUUUGACGUCGAUAUCAACCUUUUCUGCGCUCAACCUCCUCAUGUACAAUAUUUACGGCUUUCCAUUCCUCCAACACACGUUUCUCCAUCACUUGACCAGGAUCGAUCACCGCCACAAUUUCUCCCCGUACAAUACCCUUCUUUACCUCUCCUCGGCGCAGUCAGCGCACCCAACGUUUGCCAACCUGCGCUCCUCGAUCUCCUUCGAGUCCUUCGCCUUCAUUCCCCAACUCCUCCUGUCCACGAUACUCAUCCCUCUCGGCCUAGCAAAGCGCGAUCUCCCAACAACGAUGUUGGCCCAGACCCUCGCUUUUGUGACAUUCAACAAAGUCUGCACGUCACAGUAUUUCCUCUGGUACCUCAUCUUUCUGCCCCUGUACCUCCCCAACUCGUCGUUACUUGCGCGGCCUAUGCUGGGGACGACGGCAUUAGUCCUGUGGGUCCUCGGACAAGCACUCUGGCUACAACAGGGCUAUCAACUCGAGUUCUUGGGGAAGAGCACGUUUGUCCCCGGCCUUUUCGCAGCGAGCCUCGCCUUCUUCGGGAUCAAUUGCUGGAUAUUAGGGGUUGUGGUGGGCGACGUUGUCGACGGCUCGAGAACCUCGAAGGCGAGCGCCACCGUGCAACGAGGGGUGAAGGCCUCAUCCCUAGAAAUAACGGUCCCUGGAACGGGGUCUUCUGCGAGCGUCUCUGACCUCAAGGUGAGGCCAACCGGCCACAGGCCGCGCGGGAAUGCCAGUAUCGACACGAGUGCUAUGACCAGUGUGCAUUUGGGGCCGAGGGAUCGAGUGUUGAAGAGCAACUGA